This is a messenger RNA of Brassica oleracea var. oleracea, 1624 nucleotides long. Its product is annotated as O-glucosyltransferase rumi homolog. Bases 47 to 1555 code for a protein of 502 amino acids. The record is from RefSeq and is a predicted model, not a curated record. The transcript has 6 exons. Lineage: Eukaryota; Viridiplantae; Streptophyta; Magnoliopsida; Brassicales; Brassicaceae.
UUUAUUUUGGGUUUUGUUCAUGAGAUAAGAUCCAAGACCUGCAACUAUGAAGAUGAACAGCAAAGGAUUUAAACAGAAACCACGUUCUAAAGUAGUCAUCUCUUUCUUCACCGUUUUUUUCAUUCUCAUCCUCGGUGCUUGGAUGCAUAUGUUUGUAAUAGGUAAGAAUAAAAUCCAAAUGGUGGCGACAUCAAUAGUGGCAAGUACAAAGAAAACCAUCAAGAUUCCAUUAAACUGCAAGGACACAACACAAAAAUGUCCUUUAAACUAUCCAAGCAGAUUCAAACCAGCCAUCUCUUCCUCAGAAACUUGUCCUGACUACUUCAAGUGGAUCCAUCAAGACCUAAAGGUAUGGCAAGAGACAGGUAUCACAAGGGAAACACUCGAGAGAGCAAAACCUAAUGCUCAUUUCAGGCUUGUGAUAAAGUCAGGGAGAUUGUAUCUUCAUCAGUAUGAUAAAUGUUACCAGACAAGAGAUGUGUUCACAAUUUGGGGAAUACUUCAACUUCUAAAAAUGUAUCCUGGUCAAGUCCCUGAUCUUGAGCUUCUCUUCCUCUGCCAUGAUCAACCCGGCAUUUGGAAAAAAGACUUUAGGCGAGAAGGACCAAAUUCUACAUGGCCUCCUCCGCCGUUGUUUCAUUACUGUAGUCACCGUGAUGCAUACGACAUCGUCUUCCCUGAUUGGAGCUUUUGGGGUUGGCCGGAGGUGAAUGUUAAGGAGUGGACAACAUUACAAGUGGCGAUUAGAGAAGCCAACGAAAGGGUUAGAUGGAAAGAUAGAGUUCCCUACGCUCACUGGAAAGGGAACUCUUACGUUUCUCCGGAAAGAAGAAACCUCAUGCAAUGUAACUUCUCCGAUAAGUAUGAUCCCAUGGUUCAUCUCUAUGAACAGGACUGGGAGAAGGAGAGGGAGAAUGGUUUCAAAAGUUCAAACUUAGAAGACCAGUGUACCCAUAGGUACAAGAUUUACAUAGAAGGUCGUGCAUGGUCAGUGAGCAAAAAAUAUAUAUUAGCAUGUGACAGUAUGGCUCUUCUAGUUAAACCAGAGUUCUUCGAUUUCUUUGGAAGAAGUAUGGUUCCAAUGGAACAUUACUGGCCCAUUAGACCUCAAGAGUCUUGUCGUGAUCUCGAGUUCGCCGUUGAAUGGGGUAACAACAACACUGAGAAGGCGCAAGAAAUAGGUAGACGAGGAAGUGAGUACAUGAUGAAGCGCCUAGAGAUGAAGUAUGUAUAUGAUUACAUGUUGUAUGUGUUGCAAGGAUACGGGAAGCUGAUGAGGUUAAACGUGACCGUGCCUGAAAAUGCGACCGAAGUGUGUUCCGAGACGAUGGCUUGUCCGAUCACUGAUGGUGGACUGAUUAGGCAAUGCAUGGACGACUCGUUGGUUACGUAUCCAAGCGUCAAGGCGGCUUGUGACUUGCCGCAGCCUUAUGGAGAUGAUGAGAUCAAAAGGUUUCUUAAAAGUCAAGAAAGUGCGGAGAGACAUGUUGAGAAGUUGACCAAUGACUAUUGGGAGGUCCAAAACAAGAUUCUUCAAAAAGGAAAGAUUGUAUAAUUUAUCAGGAUUGAUUUAAUUGAUAUAUUAGGAAAUACUUAAAAUUGAUUUCUUUAAAAUUUCGGAAUG